CGAAGAGGAAGAGGAAGGCGGCUACCGCGAGUCUGCAGUGUUCGUCGGGUGCUGGAACGGUCAGGUUCACCGGGACGAGGUUCGGUGGCACGGUUCCCAAGCUUCGAUUGUUGGGGCAUGCAGCGAUACUAGCACUUGCGAACCGAUUUCACCCGAUACCUUGCUUUGGCGGUGCAGGUGUACAAGCCCACGAUAUGGCUCUUCUUCUGCUUGCUGCGUCUGUAGUUCUGAAACUGACAAGCGCUGCAGCGUAUGAUGAUCCAGCGACAUCAGAUUCUACCUUCGUGGAUAGCUGCGACAGCUUGAGAUUGGCCCGAUUGUACACUUUCUGCGCAGUGCCUUAUUACAUAGACUUCUACAAGAGAGAUGUACCGCAGAACAAGAGCUGCAGCCGUGCCCAGCAAUUCAAAAAAUGCACAGAGGAAGCCGACACGGCAACCCAAUGCACAGGCCAGCAGUACUCACUCAAGUCCACCGUGCAGUACUUUACUGCGGUGAUUUUGGGCAGCAACGCAAGAGUGUGCAAUAUUUCUGCAGACACUGAAGACAAACUGCUAUCUUUGCCGGAAAUCCGCGUGGUACAUCGCGGAAGAAAUAAGGAAACUGCACUGCACAGGAAACUGGGUCUAGGCUUCGACAAGACUUCUCGACGUGAGGAAUUGCUUAGCAAGCAAGAUACCGUGAACGUCCAAGGAGUAAGACCUCCACGACACAUGCGUCUAGACGCGGCGCCUGAUUCUACGGCAACGAGUGUGAGUCAAUUAAACAACGCAGACGAGUCAGAGCCGGCAAACCUCGUUAAAGAAACUGCCAUAGCCAACACGGCGCAAAGAAUGGAAACUAGCCAGCCAGUAACCAGCUAUGCAAGAGGGGCUAUUGUAAACGGAGCAGAAACCGGUAUGGGAGGAUCUGUAAGGACAGCGAACGCAACUGGUAUAAUUGAAGCAAGCACCGCCAAUGCCACGUCAUCCACAACGUUAGAAGCAUCAACGUCGAAAGCGACAACUCUUAGUCCAGUACCGACAAACGAACAGAAUACGGGAGCCAGAGUGGGCGGUGCAAGAACAGGGCCGUCCAACAAUGCGGAGAACCAAGCACCGAAACUGAGCUCAGUAAUACCAAACGCCAGCGACACUUUGUCUAGCACGCCGGAGAGUAGCGCAGCGGACGCAAAAUCAUCAAGCGCACCAGUGGCAGAUGAGAAUAUAAAGGUUGCAGGAAAGAAUGCACUUGGUGCUGGCGCAGCCUGGCGAAAAAUUGGCCAAGCCACGACAUGUCUUCCAUUAAACCCGACCUUCGAUUACAACGAUAAAUGCCAAGAGGAGAGAUUCACUUACCUUCGACGUUUUUUCACGUGUGGAAUCAGCUUCCAGCACAACAUGGCUCUGCCGGACCAAAAUUGUUUGUGCUUUUAUAACUACCAAAAGUGCCUGGAGGAAGCUAGACAAGAGCUUGUGUGUAACCCCGAUCAAGAUCCUCUGCUGAUGUCUGCGACAAUUCUCUCCAAUCUAAUGAUCACGAUGUACGCCUUCAACUGCGCGCCGCAUGCAUCGUAUGUAUUCGAAGCAGACCCAGGUACAGGUCAUGGUGCGCUGUCCACGUCAACUUGCUGCAACCAAAAACUGGGACUGCAAAAAGCUAUCAUGUGUUAUGCGUCCUACUUCUACCUCUCAGAGAUGAAGACACCAACACUAUGGCAAAGCACUCAUGGGUCCUGCAGCCUGGUGACAGAUCUACAACGCUGUAUUAACUUCGCUGAACAGCGUACUAAGUGCACUGAUUGCAGAGUUGGACGCCAUGUGAAUAGGUUCCUUGGUGUGAUUGUUCAACCACAUCACCAAGAGUGCCUCACUGCUACCGGAUCGAAAAAGUCCUUGGGGCCGUAUAUGAAACCAAAUUGCAAGCCUGCUCGUGUGUUCAAGAGGGCUCUCACCUGCGCUAUUCAGUUUCAAGACCUGGUUGAAAUGGAACUAAAAAAAGAACGCAAGCAAAGUGUCCUCUGUGGGCACGCUUCUAGACUUCACACUUGCUUGGAAGAUUCUGUCGAAGGCACGGGGUGUAUGGGCGAUACCCAUAUGAGCUCACAGCUUAAAAUGUACAAGAAGCUCCUCGAGGAUGUGUACGGAAUCCAAUGCAAUACUCUUUCUCAAAGAGAAGUGUCUCUUGGUCGAAGAAGCCCACUCAACCGGAAAUUGCCUUUCGGAACCAUGAACCGCGUCGUUCAUCCGCUUGGUAACUACGGCGACGAAGACUACGAUGACACAAAGGAAGCCCCAAACAUUCAAGGUCACUUCGCAGGGCCCCGACGGUCUCUCUCUCAAGACGAUUCAGAGGAUGAUGCCGAUUAUGAGAGGUUGAUGUCCGAUGUGUCUUAUUUUCAGCGACGCAAACUACGCCUUGGUGGGUUAGCUUUGAACGGCAGGCAGACUGAUGAUCUUCAGAGACUGCCUCUUCAAAUGAUCGGGGUCAACCCGAAAGUACGCAGCAGGAACGUAGUUGAUGACAAGAUGCGUAUACCUCCUGUGAGCCAUGGGGGAAACAUACGCGAGUCUUUAGUUGGGAAUCAGAAGAGAAUGCUGGCAGCUCAGCCGCUACAAGCCGUCAUGCGGCACGUGAACUUCGGAAAAGUUGCUGAAGCUAAGAAACGAGAUUUCGAGGAAGAAUACUUCUUCGGCGAUGAUUACUCUGAACACGGUCACAUACCCCUGUUACCAGAAGAAAUGAAGCUCUUUCUUCAAAUGAAAGCCGUUGCGCCUAAAGUUCUGAAUGUGCUGGAAUCGAACAAGACUUUGGCAGGGGCACCUAACCUUGAUACAAUGAACUGCUCUAAAGAGAAGGUUCAACCAGCACUACGCACGUGCGAAGAAAGUCUCCUAACCGUAAUGACACGCUGGCCCAAGGAAAUGAACGACAGUGUAGCGUUGCUGAACCUGACUAAAGGAAAAGAUGUCAUUUGCGGUGAUAUCGCUAAAUACAAGGAGUGCCUGCUGCAUGCCCUCAAAUCUCAUGACUGCGACCACCCAGAGCUAGUUCAGGACAUAAUGACACAGAAGGGCAAUGCUCUACACCUUCCCCUGUGUUCUGCAUCUCCACGGCUGAAGCUCGAAAUUACUUUGGUGACCUUCAUGGCAGUCCUGGCUUUUCUGCUUGUGUGAGCUGCAUUUCCGAGUCGUUGGAUUAAAUAUAAGACUCGCUUA
Messenger RNA from Ornithodoros turicata, 3197 nucleotides. RefSeq lists its product as uncharacterized. The record is from RefSeq and is a predicted model, not a curated record. Bases 195 to 3155 code for a protein of 986 amino acids. The transcript is spliced from 13 exons. Lineage: Eukaryota; Metazoa; Arthropoda; Arachnida; Ixodida; Argasidae.